CAUGGGUGCUUCAUCAAAACAAUAUCAGAUCUACUUGAAUCCCAUCCAUGGGACAAAAAAACCAGAGCACGACCAACAGAAAUGGAAGAGAAAAAAGAAAGAGGAGAGGAGAGGAGAGGAGAAGAGAAGAGGAGAGGAGAAGAGAAAAGGAGAGAAGAGAAUAGAAGAGAGAAGGAGAACUUACUUGGUUUUGAGAAAAAUCGUAGGUCAGCAGAGAUGGAGAAGACUGGUGGUGGCUAUGGCUGCAAUACCGACGAGCGGCGGCGGCUAUGGUUGUGGUACGGACGAGCGGCGGCUAUGGCGGCGGUGAUGAAAGAUCGGGAUACCACUAGGUUGUGAAUGGGCUGUGUCUUGUUCACGGGUGUGGCCCUCUGGGGUCUCCGCUGCUUGGAUUUUGGGUUUAAUAAUAGGAAGGGUAAAAAAGUAAUUGGGAGUCCUAUUUUGGAAAUAAUAACCUUAUAGUCCC
Cuscuta epithymum is the source of this 466-nucleotide messenger RNA. Lineage: Eukaryota; Viridiplantae; Streptophyta; Magnoliopsida; Solanales; Convolvulaceae. The record is from the annotation of a GenBank genome assembly.